Molecule: messenger RNA, 1822 nt
Organism: Vicugna pacos (alpaca)
Lineage: Eukaryota; Metazoa; Chordata; Mammalia; Artiodactyla; Camelidae
Gene: ZFAND1
Product: zinc finger AN1-type containing 1
Biological process (GO): cytoplasmic stress granule disassembly
Cellular component (GO): cytoplasm; cytoplasmic stress granule
Molecular function (GO): zinc ion binding
Source: RefSeq, a predicted model, not a curated record
GCGUCGCGCGCGUCCUCGCCCCCGCCCUCCGGCCCCGCCCUCCGGCCGCUCGAGGCGCAGAGAGAUGGCGGAGUUGGACAUUGGGCAGCACUGCCAGGUGGAGCACUGCCGGCAGCGAGAUUUUCUUCCAUUUGUAUGUGAUGGUUGUUCAGGAAUAUUUUGCCUUGAACACAGGAGCAGGGAGUCACAUGGCUGUCCUGAGGUGACUGUAAUCAAUGAGAGACUGAAGUCAGAUACACACACAUCUUACCCAUGCUCCUUCAGGGACUGUGCUGGAAGAGAGCUCGUGCCAGUGGUGUGUCCUUUUUGUGAGAAGAAUUUUUGCCUGAGACACCGUCAUCAGUCAGAUCAUGAAUGUGAAAAACUGGAAAUCCCUAAGCCUCGCAUGGCUGCCACUCAGAAACUUGUGAAAGACAUUAUUGAUUCCAAGACAGGAGAGACAGCAAGUAAACGGCGGAAAGGUGCAAAAAAUAGUGAAACGGCUGCAAAGGUGGCAUUGAUGAAAUUAAAGAUGCAUGCGGAUGGAGAUAAAUCAUUGCCACAGGCAGAAAGAAUUUACUUUCAGGUUUUCUUCCCUAAGGGGAGUAAGGAGAAGAGCAGGCCAAUGUUCUUUUGCCAGCGAUGGAGCAUCGGGAAGGUCAUAGACGCCGCGGCCUCGUUAGCCAGCCUUAGAAAUGACAAUAACAAGUCAACGGCUCAGAAAUUGAGGUUAUGUCACGUUACCUCAGGAGAAGCCUUGCCCUUGGAUCAUAUUUUGGAGACCUGGAUCACUAAGGAGGAUUGUCCUUUACAUAAUGGUGGAAAUAUCAUCUUGGAAUAUCUUAAUGAUGAAGAACAGUUUUUAAAAAACGUUGAUUCCUACUUGGAAUAGUCGUUCAAGGAUUUGAGCCAGGACUCAUGAAGAAAAUUCAAUGUUAAUUUCUUUUACUACAAAUGCUAUAUAUUUUUUAUUUGUAAAAGUUGCUUUUUAUUUCCAUUAUGUCAUAAUUUAUCAGUGUUUUAUUAAAUUGAAUUUGAGUGUUUUAAAGUUUAACUAUGAACUGAUGUUUAAUUAUUAGCAAAUUCUUGUAUCUAAUUAGCCUCUUUUAGGUUAUGCUGGAGUAACAGCAACAAAGGUGUGUUUCUCAUUUGAUUAAUGUCAGCUGUUGACUGGCCAUGACUCUGCUCCAUGUCAUCUUUACUCCAGAAUGUAAGCUGAAGCCAUGACCCCCUUUGGGGACAUUGCCUUUCUCAUGGCAAAGGAAGAAAGAGAUGACUCUUAGAAGAUACGGGUUUCACUUCUGUUUUAAACAAGUCACAUGACCAAGCCUAGCAUCCUAAGGCCAGGAUGGAUGGCCUUAGUAUCUGCCUGCAUCAUGGUGUGUAAGUGAUGUGUGUACAUGAUUCAUAGAAACUUAGAGGUCGUCUCAUAAACUCUUCUAAGUUUGUGAAUGAGGAAUCUCAGGCGUGGGAAGGGGAAACGAUUUUCUUGUCAUCUCAGCACUCUGGGGCACAUCUCUGAUAAAAACCCCCUCCAGUGGUAUUCACCUUUUUUGUCUAUGAAUAUUUUACAAAUGAGAAGGAAAAUGGGAUAGCUCAAUUUCAUUACAGGCUCUUUGUAAAUACCAAAGCAAAACACAUGCCAAAAGGAAUGACCUUUUACCAACCAACACAUUAAAAUGAGUGCUCCAGUCUGAUGUAUGCCAUCUGUACUCAACAAAGUAUUGCUAUAGAGAAGGGACACAAAUUAUUUAAUUGCUGUUUGUCCCUCUUCUGUUUUGUGAUAGACAAGGAUAGUGGCUUUAGGCUUAGUUAAAGGAAUAAACUCAGAAUGUUCAUUUCA